Molecule: messenger RNA, 735 nt
Organism: Ostreobium quekettii
Lineage: Eukaryota; Viridiplantae; Chlorophyta; Ulvophyceae; Bryopsidales; Ostreobiaceae
Source: the annotation of a GenBank genome assembly
AUGGGGGGGGCCAAAUGGGCGCCGGAAGAUGCGGGGAGUGCGGCGAUCGGGCUGUGGCGCCUGCUGGCGCUCAUCCUCGCGACGGGGGCGGCGGGGAUGGAUCAGGCGGGCGUGCGCGCGGUGGAGGAUUGCGGCGCCUUGCGGGCGGCCCUGGAGUCCAACGCCACCGCGCGGGUGAACGUCAGCGGGGCGCUGGUGUGCGACGCGGCCGCCUGGGGCCCGGCCGUGGUCAUCAGGCGCAACCUGACGAUCGCGGGCGCCGCGAAGGGGGGCGUGGCGCCGUCCGUCGACUGGGCGAGCGGCGUGGGGCUGAUCGAGGCGGCGUCGGGCUCCAACGUGCUGUUCCGGGACAUGAUACUCAUGUUCCAGGGCUUUGGCGCCGUGGCCGUGGACAUCCCGUUCUACUUCCACCAGGAGGCGGGCGAGACGGUGCUGGCCGGCGUGGUCGUGGCCGCGCGCGUCUGCCCGCUGGCGAUCGACAACUACCAGGACAUCUUGACGCGGCUGGUCCGGCCGGAGAACGUGCCGGGGGAGCAGUUGGCCACCGUGCUGGACAACUCCACGCUGAUCGUGGAGGAGCUCUUCGUGCAGAGGAGCGAGGCCCUCUGGCGCAUUUGCCGCAGCGGGCUGUACUGCGGGGAUGACGCUGAGGUGAUGGCGGCCCUGCUGCGGGGGAACGCGACCGGCAGCCCCUGCGCGGAGGCCGCCGCGAGCAAGGGGAGCGGCGGGAGAUAA